Molecule: messenger RNA, 2764 nt
Organism: Chlamydomonas reinhardtii
Lineage: Eukaryota; Viridiplantae; Chlorophyta; Chlorophyceae; Chlamydomonadales; Chlamydomonadaceae
Exons: 13
Coding region: 91-2169 (692 amino acids)
Molecular function (GO): protein binding
Source: RefSeq, a predicted model, not a curated record
AACCCAUCACUAGUAGAUUUGAACUCCUUCGAGUAAAUUUUUUGACACGGACUACACGAGAAGGGGCCGCACCGCCCCGAGCGGCUAAUCAUGACGAUCCUGGGGUCGCUAUUUGGUCUUCCACCAACCUUUUUUGCUUCGGCAACUGUACCUGGAGCUGCUCCUCCACCAGAACAACAGCUGCCGACGGAUUCUCCCUUUGCGCCGAGGCCGCAGUCUGCUGCGGCGGAGCCCCAGGCCGCAUCCGCCUCGACCUCCGCGGCCGCUCGCGCCUCCGCCUCUGGCUGGCGCGAGAGCGGCGCCACCUGCCUCACCUGUGGCAUCGGCGUGGGCUGCCCAGGGUUCUCAUCGCCGCAGGAGCAGCGCCAGCACUUCAAAACCGACUGGCACAGGUACAAUGUGAAGCGGCGGCUGGCCAAGCAGCCUGCGGUCAGUGAGGAGCAGUUCGAGAAGGUUUUGGAGCAGGGCACAGAGAUGUCUAUCUCGGGCUCGGAGUCGGAGACGGACGAGGAAGACGACGACGAGGACACGAUAGACGAGGAGGGGCCGGUGCCGGGCGAGGGCGCGCUGGGGCCCAAGCAGUUCCGGAAGAAGGGUGCCCCCGCCCCAGCCCCGUCCGCAAUCCCGCGGGAAACCUUCCAGGCAGCUGACGGCUCCCUGUUCUCGGUGUGGCGCUGCCUGCUGCGUCAGGACCACGUCAAGGCCGCAGCCGCCGACCAGCCGUCCGGGCCGCAGGAGCUCCUGGGAGAGCUGCGGCGGCUGCGGGGUGCGGCGGGCAAGUGGGUGGUGGUGCUGCUGCGCGGCGGCCACUUCGCGGCCACGGUGUUCAAGGCUCGUGAGGGCCGCGCCGCCAACCCCGGCAAGCACGACGCCGACGCGCUGGAGGGCUUUGACGUGGUGGCGCACAAGACCUUUCACCGCUACGUGGUCCGCGCCAAGGCGGGCGGCAAGCAGUCCAGCAAGGACGCAACGGGCAAGUUCGCGCGCUCAGCCGGCUCCCGCCUGCGUCGGUACAACGAGCAAGCGCUGGAACGAGAUGUGCAGGAGCUGCUGGCCAGCUGGUCGGAUCACAUCGCCUCCGCCGACCUGCUGUUUGCGCAAGCGCCCGCCUCCAACGCCCGCAGCCUGUUCAGCGAGGGCCAGACCACGCUGCUGCAGAGCAACCCGCGCCUGCGCCGCGUGCCCUUCAUAACGCACCGGCCCACCUUCAGCGAGACCAAGCGUGUGCUGCGGCUGCUGACGGCGGUUUUCAAGCCCGAGGACGCGGAGGUGCUGCUGCAGCAGCAGCAGUCCGUGCAUCUGGAGGAGGAGGCGGCUGCCGUGGCCGAGGCGCUCGCAGCCUCCCAGCAGCAACAACAGCAGGCCACGGCUUCAGCAAAGAAGGGCAAGCAGGCCGAAGCCAACGCAGACGCCGAUGACGAUGAGGCGGCGGCGGGGCCGGGCUCCGCCGCUGCCGCCUCCUCUGAGGGCCCGCUGCACCGCGCUGCUAAGGCUGGGGACCCAGAGCGUGUACGGCGGCUGCUGGAGUCUGGGCACGACCCAUGUGCCCGUGACGGCAAGGGCCGGCCGCCGUACGAUCUGGCCUCUGACAAAGAAACGCGCGACGCGUUCCGGCGCUUUAUGGCGCAACAGCCGGAUAGGUGGGACUACUCAACGUCGGGGAUACCCUCGGCGCUGACGGAGGAGAUGGAGGCUGCGGCUGCGGCUAAGAAGGCGGCACAUAAGGCCAAGCUCAAAGCCAAGGACGCGGAGCGCAAGGACGCGGGGCCGAGCGCGGAGGAGCGCAAGAAGGCGGCGGAAGAGGCGGCGGCGGCAGCCAAGCGCGCGGCGGUGGAGGACGAGAUUGCAGCGGCGCUGGCUGAGGCGGAGGCCAUGGCUGCCAGGAUGAACAUCUCUGCAAAGGCGCCUGCGAGCGGGUCAGGGAGAGGGGCUGGCGCGGCAGGUGGCGGCAAGGUAGGUGGUGGCCGCGGCGGCGGCUCCGCAGCGGGUGGCGGCAAGGCGGGCGGCAAGGCCGGGGGCGGCAAAGCUGGCGGCAAGGCAGCGGCAGCGGCAGCGGCUCCGCCUUCGCCCGAAGAAAUGGCACGGCGGCGGGAGAUGAUGGCGGCCGCGGCCGAAGCUCGCAUGCGCGCACUGAGCCAGGCGCAGCAGCAGCAAAAGCUAUACUCGUAAUGCCUGUCAUCUGACUGAACGCAAGAAUGUACUGGGAAACAAGAACUUACAGCAACUGUUAUUGACGCACAAAUUGCAUUUAUGAGCUCCUUUGUUGCCGCUUUGAUGAAUGUGGGAUGGCGUAUGCGGCACGCUAGGAUCCUGCGCUACCAGCCUGUCAUCGGGAGUGCUGUGAUGGCUUGGACGUUGACCUUGCACGGGCCCGGCUCCGUGGCCCUGCAGGUGAGUGGAGGACGCAGCGGCGGCCGCGCAGUGGAUGGCGUGCACGGUGCCGACGGCGCGGGCAGCGGUGCGGGGGGCUGGCUGGGGCAGAUGUGGCCGGUGUUACUCCUGGGCGGCCUGUUUGUAGUGACGGCGGUCGCGGAGCGCCGGCGGCGGUGAGAGGUGUCUUCGUUGUACUGGUUGAGGCUCUUGCGGCUGUGACUUGAACGGGGCGUGUGUAUGAGUGUUGGCAAGACGAUCAGGGAGCCAAAUGGACUGCAGACUGCACGUGACCACCUGUGACCACGACCUCCCCCGCCUCUGUCGGCGGGGAGAGCGGGGGCAGCUGGCCCGCCCGCCCCAGCAAAGUACAUCAAAGUUAAAACGUGAACAG